AUGUCCUCGUUGAGAAUUUCUAGAUCGUUUCUAGCACAUUCUGCCAAGUCUCUCCGUUCAUCAACGACGUCAUAUUAUCACUUCGCAUCCCCGCGAACACUUCCGCAGAAACAGUUUCCUCUUCCUUCAUAUCCACGUCAAAUAACAACUAUGUCUUCCGCAACAUCUUUCUUCGACUUCGAGCCCGUCGAUAAAAAGGGCGCGCCCUUCCCCCUCUCUUCGCUCAACGGCAAAGUCGUCUUGGUCGUGAACACAGCCUCGAAAUGUGGCUUCACACCCCAAUUUGACGGCCUGGAGAAACUCUACCAGAAGUUGAAGGCGAAGUACCCUGAAGACUUCACCGUCCUCGGAUUCCCAUGCAACCAGUUCGGCAGCCAAGACCCCGGCACCGACGACGAGAUCCAGUCCUUCUGCCAGCUCAACUACGGCGUUACGUUCCCCGUGCUUGGAAAACUGGAUGUAAAUGGUGACAACGCUGCGCCAUUGUGGACCUUCCUGAAGGAGCAGCAGCCUGGAAUUCUGGGAAUCAAGAAAGUGAAGUGGAACUUUGAGAAGUUCCUUGUUUCUGCUGAUGGCAAGGUUGUUGGCCGCUGGGCGUCACUUACCAAGCCUGAGGGACUUGAGGAUACCAUUGUCAAGGAGAUUGAGAAGUCGAAGAAGGCGGGUACUCUCGCUUCGCUGAAGAAGGGCGAGGCUGGUGCCGAGCAGGCUAAGCUGUCCUAA
Messenger RNA from Penicillium paradoxum, 723 nucleotides. Its product is annotated as glutathione peroxidase. NCBI's taxonomy places the organism in Eukaryota, Fungi, Ascomycota, Eurotiomycetes, Eurotiales, Aspergillaceae. Gene Ontology annotation, molecular function: glutathione peroxidase activity. Bases 1 to 723 code for a protein of 240 amino acids. Gene Ontology annotation, biological process: response to oxidative stress. The record is from RefSeq and is a predicted model, not a curated record. The transcript has 2 exons.